GUAAACUUCUAUUACUUUCACUAACUACAGUGAUAACUAUUAAUUAUAAAGAAAAAAAAAUGAAUUCAAAUUAUAUUCUACGAUUUUUAUUUCUGGUUUGUUUAAUAGCAUUAGCAAAAACUAACGACGAAGAAGAUACAGCAUUGGAUAAAACAAGAGAAAAUUUUGGCAUUGCAACAAGAAGAUUAUUAGAUUGUCUAGGUCAAUGGAGUAUGAAAGCAAAUUUAACUGAGGCACUUGGUAUAUUGAAAAAUAGUGUUGCUGUAUAUUUCCACGAACUAAGAGUUUUAUUUGCUAUCAAGAAUAGAACCGAAAAAGACAUAGAUGAUAAAAUUGCAAAAUUUGUUUGCUCAAAGUCGGAAAAAAUUUAUAAAUGUUGGGGAUGGACGUUAGAUAUUUGCCAUGAAAAAGUAGCUACAUGUGGAGAAUUAUAUCGAACGGGAUUAUUUGAAGAAAUUAAAAAAAAAAAAGGGUCUAAAUUUCCAAGUAUGAAAAGUUUUUUCCCAAUUUUAAAAAGUUCAAAUAAUUCUAAUGGAUCUGACACAUCCAAUACACCUUCGAUAGAAUCUGAAGAAGCAGCUUAAAAGGAAGAUAACAAUCAAUAAUAUAAUUUUCGUAAAUUAAACAUGUCUGUUUAAAUGAAAAUUAUUCAACACAAUAGAG
Messenger RNA from Daktulosphaira vitifoliae (grape phylloxera), 663 nucleotides. RefSeq lists its product as uncharacterized. Bases 60 to 584 code for a protein of 174 amino acids. The transcript is spliced from 4 exons. NCBI's taxonomy places the organism in Eukaryota, Metazoa, Arthropoda, Insecta, Hemiptera, Phylloxeridae. The record is from RefSeq and is a predicted model, not a curated record.